This is a messenger RNA of Trichoderma virens Gv29-8, 1785 nucleotides long. RefSeq lists its product as uncharacterized. The record is from RefSeq and is a predicted model, not a curated record. NCBI's taxonomy places the organism in Eukaryota, Fungi, Ascomycota, Sordariomycetes, Hypocreales, Hypocreaceae. Gene Ontology annotation, biological process: amino acid transmembrane transport. The transcript has 3 exons. Gene Ontology annotation, molecular function: amino acid transmembrane transporter activity. Gene Ontology annotation, cellular component: vacuolar membrane. The coding region runs from base 1 to 1785 and encodes 594 amino acids.
AUGGGCUCUGAGAAAGAGGAUUAUUCCUCUGGACCCGAGGAUGGCUCUACCAGUCCCAAUGUCGUCCUCCCAGCUGCCAUCAAGCCACAGCAUCGACCUCUCCACGAUGCUACCGUCACUCUCGAAGAAUACAUGUACUACGCUGAGAAGACAAGAGCAGAAGAAGAUGCCGUCGCAGCCACAAAACCACCUACUACUUUCAUGGAACUGAUAUUCCCAUCAAAAGGAACCGCAAGAAGGAUAGAGGGAGUGCAGCCCAACGAGAAAGAAGCAAAGGAAAACCCGCCAGCACAUGCAGAUCAGGCACCCUCCAGUGACAAACUGCAAAUCACAGAUCUAGAAUGGACAAAUGCAAGCCGAGCGUUACGUUCUGCAAGUGCGGCUGCGUGCUUUUACUUGAUUACAACGGACAUCUUGGGUCCAUUUGGAGUCGGCUUCUCUAUCGGUACGAUGGGCUGGGGAGAAGGCAUCGGAUUGUUCACCCUUUUUGGACUCUGUGCUGGAUUUUCCGGCUACCUUCUCUGGAAAGUAUUCUUAGACGUCGACUCAUACGAAUUUCCGACCAAGAACUACGGUGAUCUUGGUUACCGCAUCUGGGGACCUUGGCUUCGCUAUACGAUCAAUUUCCUCCAAGCCCUGCAACUAAUGAUCAGUGUUGGCAUUCUUGUUAUCAGCAAUGGCCUUUCGAUCUCGCAGGUGUCCAAGUUCCGCCUCUGCUACGUCGUAUGCUGCCUGAUCUGGGCAGUUGUGGGCUUCUUCUUAGGACAAAUCCGGACCCUUAACAAGCUGGGUUUCCUGGCGAACUUCGCCGUUGUUCUCAACCUUAUGAUCAUGUUUAUCAGCAUGGGUGUCAUGGCCCAUAGUGAACCGAAUUACGGUGCUGCUCAGUCCGGCUCCGCUGGUGCUGCUUUGGGUGGUCAAUCCGUCGCGCCAUUUGCCAACGGAACUUAUCCUCCCGUUGAGAGACAUGGCGGCAUUCCUCCUUCAACCAACGGGUUCAUCGGCUCCAUCAAUGGUCUCAUGAAUGGUGUCUAUGCAUACGGAGGUGCACAGUUGUUUGUUGAGUUCAUGGCUGAGCUUCAGCGACCUCGGGAUUUCCUCAAGGCCAUGUGGGGUGCUCAGUUCUUCAUCUACGCCUGCUACAUGUCCUAUGGAUCCUUUGUUUACUACUACCAGGGACAAUAUGCCAAUCAACUCGCUUAUCAGGGCCUGUCACCUUAUGCCUGGCAAACUGUUUGCAAUAUGCUUGCCGUCCUCAGUGGAAUCAUUGCCGCGACCCUCUACGGCAAUAUUGGAAUCAAAGUCAUCUACAACAACGUGUUCAUGGAGAUAUUUAGAGCUCCGCCACUCACUACUACUGGUGGUAAAAUCCUGUGGGCCGUCACGGUUCCAAUCUAUUGGACCAUCGCUUUCAUCAUUGCUGCAUCUAUCCCCGACUUCUUCGGCUUGACUAGCGUUAUCGCUGCGGUUUGUCUUGUGCAAUUCACGUAUACAUUUCCUGCCUUUAUUGGUCUCGGGUAUUUUAUCCAGAAGAAUGCAAUGCAAGGCGAAGAAGCCUUCAACCCGGCAACAGGUGUCGUUUAUCGCCGGGAUUCGGGAAUAAAGCGAUGGGUCCGCGGCUUCUUUGCCAAAUUCUGGUAUAUAAAUGCUAUGCUGCUCAUCUACACACUCGGUUCAAUGGCGCUGAGUGGGCUGGGAGCAUAUGCAGCCAUCGAGGGCUUGAUGGCUGCAUUCAAAUCACCACAGAUCAACACAUUUACAUGCAAAUCUCCCCUGGAAGGUUAA